Molecule: messenger RNA, 1091 nt
Organism: Fundulus heteroclitus (mummichog)
Lineage: Eukaryota; Metazoa; Chordata; Actinopteri; Cyprinodontiformes; Fundulidae
Gene: ube2g2
Product: ubiquitin-conjugating enzyme E2G 2 (UBC7 homolog, yeast)
Exons: 6
Coding region: 126-623 (165 amino acids)
Cellular component (GO): endoplasmic reticulum; cytosol
Source: RefSeq, a predicted model, not a curated record
AGCAGGGGGCGCUGUGUGCUCUCACAACGAGCGGAAAAGUCCCGAGUCUGGUCUGAGCUGCGCGGAUCGGAGCUGUUUGUUUUUGUUUAGUUAUUUUCUUUAACUCUUUGCGUCCGGAAGCCAGGAUGGCCGGAACCGCGUUGAAGAGGCUCAUGGCUGAAUACAAACAGCUGACCCUGAACCCACCUGAAGGCAUCGUCGCAGGUCCAGCCAACGAGGAGAACUUCUUCGAAUGGGAGGCGCUCAUCAUGGGUCCAGAGGACACGUGCUUUGAAGGAGGCGUGUUCCCCGCCGUCCUCAGCUUCCCCUCUGACUAUCCUCUCAGUCCUCCGAAGAUGAGGUUCACCUGCGACAUGUUUCACCCCAACAUCUAUCCAGAUGGCCGGGUGUGCAUCUCCAUCCUUCACGCGCCUGGCGACGACCCGAUGGGCUAUGAGAGCAGCGCCGAGAGGUGGAGCCCGGUGCAGAGCGUGGAGAAGAUCCUGCUGUCUGUGGUCAGCAUGCUGGCAGAGCCCAACGAUGAGAGCGGCGCCAACGUCGACGCGUCUAAAAUGUGGCGCGAGGACCGAGAGCAGUUCUACAAACUGGCCCAGAUGACCGUCCGCAAGUCGCUGGGCAUCUAGAGAUGAUGUCAUCACGCCGCGCCGGUACACACACAGAGCAGCAGCUGGACAGAUCAAUGAACUGAUGGAUCAGAGACUGAUCAGUUAUGGCCACAGCAGCCUCUCCUGACAUCACUUCCUGUUUCUGUCUCCCUCCUCCGCUCCUCUCUGUGUUGUUGGUUCCUCCCGGCCUCUAAUUCGAAGUUUCUCAGCGGACUGUUUGCACUUUAUCGCCCCCUGGUGGUCGCCAUGUUGGACUCCACGUUGGUUUUUUGCAGCCGAGCUGAAGGAGUUCUGCAGCGAAGAGUUUCUCUGGGUUCCUUUUCACGACCAGUUCAUUAAAAACAGAAUAUUCAGCUCUUUGUUUCUCUGAUUUCUUGUUGAUCUCCUCUCUCAGAAACUAGCAGCUUCACUUUGUUUCUGUUUCUGGUGUCUAACUGAACUUAAAGCAUGUUGACCUAAACUUAAUAAAGCGACGUUUAUGUUUCA